AUGUCGUUAUUUCCGAUGUUGCUACUUCCAGGAACUUCUCCCAAACUUCAUGCAGUAAAAAGCAAGUUGUUUUCCUGCAGGAAACAAUUUAGGAAAUCCAGCUCUGCUACUGUCAUGGUUUUAAAGCAUUUCCAAAUGAAUUCCGACAAAAUUUCAGUUGAUUCUUCUACUGCUUCAGUGCUUCGGGUUGCAUAUCAGGGUGUUCCAGGUGCGCAUAGUGAGGCUGCUGCGCUGAAAGCUUACCCCCACUCUAACACAGUACCAUUCGAUAAGUUUGAGGAUGCCAUCAAAGCAGCAGAAAUAGGUUUGGUGGAUGAAGCAGUAAUCCCAAUAGAGAACACAAUAGGGGGUAGCAUACACUGCAAUUACGAUCUGCUGCUACGACAUAGGGUUCACAUAGUUGGAGAGACUCAUCUAAUUGUCAAUCACUGCCUUCUUGCUUUGCCUGAUGUUCCAAUCCACCAACUCAACUCCGUUUUCAGCCAUCCUCAGGCACUUGUUCAAUGUGAAAUGUCAGUGACCAAGUUGGGGGUAACUGCAAUUCCUGUUGAUAAUACUGCUCUUGCAGCUCAGAUUGUGGCCAGCCAUGGUGUUCGAGAAAAUGGAGCCAUUGCAAGUGCCCGUGCUGCAGAAAUCUACGGCCUCCACAUACUGGCUACAAAUUUUCAGGAUCACUCUCACAAUGUCACCCGUUUUCUCAGACUUGCGAGAAAACCAAUCGUCGCAACAAACAAAACAGGUUAUAAGACCAGCAUAGUCUUCAGUCUAAGAGGAGGGCCUGGAGAACUACACAAGGCACUAUCAGUGUUUGCAUCCAGCGGCAUUAAUUUGUCCAAGAUUGAGAGCAGACCAGAGGGAAAGCAUGCAGCUCGGGUUGUGAAUGGUUCUAAAAAUGGAAAUACCAUGUGCUUCAAUUAUUUAUUUUUCAUCGACUUUGAAGCUUCAGUGGAGGAGCCUAGAGCCCAGUAUGCUCUAGCACAUCUCCAGGAAUUGGCGAGGUCUGUUCGGAUUCUUGGCUGCUAUCCUAUGGACACUGCUCUCUAGAGGAACAUCCCCAGGCUUGCCUUACUUAUUCUUCUUUCAUUUAUAUAUCUGGAAAUGAGAAAAUUUUU
Molecule: messenger RNA, 1112 nt
Organism: Sesamum indicum (sesame)
Lineage: Eukaryota; Viridiplantae; Streptophyta; Magnoliopsida; Lamiales; Pedaliaceae
Product: arogenate dehydratase/prephenate dehydratase 1, chloroplastic-like
Biological process (GO): L-phenylalanine biosynthetic process
Cellular component (GO): chloroplast; cytoplasm
Molecular function (GO): chorismate mutase activity; arogenate dehydratase activity; prephenate dehydratase activity
Source: RefSeq, a predicted model, not a curated record